CACAGUCGUCGUAUCAUUUCGGUCAUCGUCCUCAUGCCCGGUGUGAUCGCCGAAGCGACGGCGAGUAGCCGCGAGCCCCCUGUUGCGCCGUCCUCCAAUGCUUUGUCGGAGGAGGGGCCUCUUCGGUCGAGUAGCCCCCGUCGUCAGCUCAAGUCCAUUGUCCGCAGAGACAAGCAGCCUGGCUCUGUUGUCGACAGCCUGAAAUCCCUGCUCUUCAAGCCCAAACGGCGGCACUCGGUGCAGUUUACCGUCACGCAAACGUACAUGCUUCCCCCCCAAGUGGCCACUCCAAGCAGCGACCUGUACUACUCCAAGUCGGAGCUGCAAGACCUCCACCGCGAGGAUGCGGCGCCCGUGGACGUUCCCGAAGGCACUGUGCGAGUGCAGGGGUUCUUGACUGUGCUGGUCCCGCAUCCGUUGUGGAAGCCGUCGACGGCAUCCCGGACUACGUACUAUGUGACUUUGAAAGCCCACACGCUGUUCUUGCAUCGGUCUCCAAAGUUUGCGCACAUCAAUCAGCCCCAAUAUACACUGGACGUGACCAAUGCCAUCGACAUGUCGGGCAACAAAUACACGACUCCCCUCUCCAUCCCGUCAAUCAUCCAAGAGCUGUCGUCGGUGCACGACACGGCCGCGACGGCAUUUGCCGUGGUGGACGUUCAUGGCCACCAUGCAGUGUUUACCACCGAGUCAGCCAAAGUGAAAACCCUAUGGGUCACCGCCCUCGUCGUUGCCCCCGCACGACAAGGUUCGCCAACUCGCCUUUCCAAACAGCGAAGUAGUUAAAAAACAAUUUAAAAAGCAAUCCAUCG
Molecule: messenger RNA, 812 nt
Organism: Aphanomyces astaci
Lineage: Eukaryota; Oomycota; Saprolegniomycetes; Saprolegniales; Verrucalvaceae
Exons: 4
Coding region: 34-786 (250 amino acids)
Source: RefSeq, a predicted model, not a curated record